This is a messenger RNA of Oncorhynchus kisutch (coho salmon), 3684 nucleotides long. RefSeq names its product potassium voltage-gated channel subfamily H member 7-like. Gene Ontology annotation, biological process: regulation of membrane potential; potassium ion transmembrane transport. Gene Ontology annotation, cellular component: plasma membrane. Gene Ontology annotation, molecular function: inward rectifier potassium channel activity. NCBI's taxonomy places the organism in Eukaryota, Metazoa, Chordata, Actinopteri, Salmoniformes, Salmonidae. Bases 388 to 3684 code for a protein of 1098 amino acids. The record is from RefSeq and is a predicted model, not a curated record. The transcript is spliced from 16 exons.
CGAGGUGGCAGCGCUGUGCACUAAGCCCCUAGGGGUAACGUCACUCCCCUGGCAUAUCAGCCCCUGUCCUCUAGUCGUCCACCACAUCACCACAGAGAACGUCAAGAUCGCAUCCAUCUUCAACUAGAAAUGGUUUACAAACUACAUCUGACCCAGGCAAUCCUCCCCGAUUCCGUGCGUAUCGGUAAGGAGUCAUUCAAAUGCUCCGGUAUGCAUGCAGGCUAAAGCGUAUUCUUGUGAAUUUGGGAAAGGUCAUUUAAAGUGGAAAGUGCGUCUGCGUCGAGUAGGCUAUGAUUUGUGACAAAGGAAAUAUAAAGAAGAGGAAGCUACAACAGUAACUUCAGGUCUCAUUGCGAAAGCGCCUUUAUACAACACCACGGAAUAAUCAUGCCUGUUCGGAGAGGUCACGUUGCGCCACAAAAUACAUUUCUUGGAAUAAUAAUACGGAAAUUCGAGGGACAGAAUAGGAAAUUUGUUAUAGCCAAUGCCCGGGUACAGAACUGUGCGAUCAUCUACUGUAAUGACGGCUUCUGUGAGAUGACCGGCUAUUCCAGACCGGAUGUCAUGCAGAAGCCAUGCACCUGUGACUUCCUCCACGGCGAGCACACUGACACACAUGCCAUCAGCCAGGUGGCCCAGGCUCUCAUGGGCUCAGAGGAGCGCAAGGUGGAAAUCACAUAUCACCGCAAAGAUGGGUCAGACUUCCAGUGCUACACUCACAUAAUCCCGGUGAAGAACGAGGAAGGCGUAGUGAUGCUGUUCAUCCUAAACUUUGAUUACGUCCUUGAGGAAGGAAGCAGCGACUCGACAGAGAAACUGAACCACACAUCCCCGGAAAGAACUGAUUCCGGAAAGGGACGAUUCUUCCGAUUCCGCCAGGCUGCCUUGAGUCUGGUCUCCAACAAACAGUCUCUUCCACAAGAGGACCCAGAUGCCGUCAUGGUGGACUCACCCUCCUCCUCGGUGGCUCUGACCAAUUUCCAGUCGCCUCCGACCAAGGAAAACUGCAGCCCCACCAAUGCCAAAGACACACGGGCCCUCAUCAGCUCCAGCCACCACUCCUCCCAGGCCAGUUUGCAUGGACCUGGACCCCUGAGCCACUCCUCUCCCAAGCAGUACCCCUGGGAAAGGCUGUACCAGACGGAGGCGCACCAAUCCACCACCUGCCUGGCACACACCAUCUCCAGAGGCAGCAUCAGCGGGAGCAGCAUGAGGCGAGCGUCCUCCGUCCACGACAUAGAAGGCUUCAGCAACUCCAAGAGCAUGUUCAGGGACCGACACGCAAGUGAAGGUCCGUUCAAUCAUUUCAAGUCCAGUUUGCUGGGCUCCACCUCGGAGUCCAACAUCAACAAGUACAGCACCAUCAACAAGAUCCCGCUGAUUGCGCUCAACUUCGCAGAGCGGAAUAACGAAAAUAAGGCACAAUCUCCUCCAUCGUCAGAAAACACUAUCAUAGCACCCAAGGUCAAGGACAGAACGCACAACGUCACUGAAAAAGUCACACAGGUACUGUCACUUGGCGCUGAUGUCCUUCCAGAAUACAAGCUCCAGACUCCACGCAUGGACAGAUUCACCAUCCUCCACUACAGUCCCUUCAAAGCUAUGUGGGACUGGCUCAUCCUGCUGCUGGUCAUCUACACAGCCAUUCUUACUCCCUACUCUGCUGCUUUCCUACUCAAUGACCGCGAGGAGCAAAUGAGGCGCGAGUGUGGAUACUCCUGCAAUCCCCUGAACGUGGUGGAUUUCAUGGUGGACAUCAUGUUCAUCGUUGACAUUGUUAUCAACUUCCGAACCACCUAUGUGAAUCUGAACGAGGAAGUGGUCAGCCAGCCAGGGAAGAUUGCCAUUCAAUACUUCAAAGGCUGGUUCCUUAUAGACAUGGUGGCUGCGAUCCCCUUUGACCUGCUUAUCUUCGGUUCAGGAUCAGAUGAAACUACCACUCUGAUUGGCCUGUUAAAGACAGCCCGACUGCUGCGAUUGGUGCGUGUGGCCAGGAAACUGGAUCGUUACUCUGAGUAUGGAGCUGCUGUGCUAAUGCUACUCAUGUGCAUCUUUGCACUUAUUGCUCACUGGCUAGCCUGCAUAUGGUACGCCAUUGGCAAUGUGGAGAAGCCUUACCUGGAGCACAACAUUGGUUGGCUCGACAAUCUGGGGGUCUCCAUUGGCAAGAGGUAUAACUACAGUGACCCUAGUUCUGGGCCCUCCAUCAAGGACAAAUAUGUCACCGCACUUUACUUCACGUUCAGCAGUCUAACCAGCGUGGGCUUUGGGAAUGUCUCCCCAAAUACCAACUCAGAAAAGAUCUUCUCUAUCUGUGUCAUGCUGAUCGGCUCCCUCAUGUAUGCCAGCAUCUUCGGUAAUGUCUCAGCCAUCAUCCAGCGGCUGUACUCUGGCACAGCAAGAUACCACACCCAGAUGCUCCGGGUUCGAGAGUUCAUCCGCUUCCAUCAGAUCCCCAACCCACUAAAGCAGAGACUGGAGGAGUACUUCCAACACUCCUGGACCUACACAAACGGCAUCGACAUGAACACGGAGGUGUUAAAAGGAUUCCCUGAGUGUCUUCAGGCAGAUAUCUGCCUCCACCUCAACCAGGAUCUGUUGGAGAGCUGCAAGGCCUUCCAUGGAGCUACCAAGGGCUGCCUGAGAGCCCUGGCCAUGCGCUUCCAGACCACCCACGCCCCCCCAGGGGACACCCUGGUCCACUCUGGAGACGUCCUCACCGCACUUUACUUCCUGUCUCGGGGCUCCAUAGAGAUCUUGAAGGAUGACAUUGUGGUGGCCAUUCUGGGGAAGAAUGACAUCUUUGGGGAAAUGAUUCAUCUGUACUCCAAGCCUGGGAAGUCCAAUGCGGACGUCAGAGCCCUGAGUUACUGUGACCUGCACACGAUCCAGAGGGAAGAUCUCUUGGAGGUGCUUGACAUGUACCCUGAGUUCGCAGAUUUUUUCCGGAAAAGUCUGGAGCUGACAUUCGACCUCAGAGACGAGAAUGGCAAGGCUGCGUAUUCACACGCUAGUGAUUCCGAUCCAGAAGAUGUUAAGAGCACAAAGAGCGCAAGAAGAAUCUCCUUCACACCACAUCCAACUAAAGGAGGAAGCAACAAGGAAACGGAAAACAACUCGGAGAGGGAGUCCUACUCAGGACUAAAGAGAGCUUCAGUUGACCUGAAACACUCAGGGAAGGAGGAGCAGAGGUCCCUGGGGCCAGCCAUCCAGGGGUGUCCCUCGGUGGAAGACCCUGCACUGGGGCUCGACUCCAGUAACACCAGAGACAUCCAGGCACGAGACAGCAUGGAGAGAACUCCCUCUUGUGACAAUAACAUUGAUGUGUGCAAUGACAAAUGGGACUGCGAGAAGCCCCAAGACUACCUGGAUGAGUCAGCACAAUUGCAGGACCUGAGGGGCGAGGAUGACGACACCAGUGAAAUCACAUACGGAGAGGUCGAGCAACGCUUAGAUCAGCUCCAAGAGCACUUAAACAGGUUGGAGUCCCAGAUGACAUCAGAUAUUCAGACCAUCCUGCAGCUCCUGCAGAGGCAGUCUACCCUGGGACCUCCUGCCUAUAGCACUGUGACUGCCAGUCCAGACUAUCAAAGGCCUGCAGUUAGGGGUCAGCCAAUCGCUGCUUUGACCAGCAGCCAUUGCUUCAGCCAUUCAUCACCACAAUGUGACUCAGGGUUUUAUUGA